Messenger RNA from Melozone crissalis (California towhee), 1638 nucleotides. RefSeq names its product lactate dehydrogenase D (gene LDHD). The record is from RefSeq and is a predicted model, not a curated record. Lineage: Eukaryota; Metazoa; Chordata; Aves; Passeriformes; Passerellidae. Gene Ontology annotation, cellular component: mitochondrion. The coding region runs from base 1 to 1500 and encodes 499 amino acids. Gene Ontology annotation, molecular function: D-lactate dehydrogenase (cytochrome) activity; FAD binding; D-lactate dehydrogenase (NAD+) activity. The transcript is spliced from 11 exons. Gene Ontology annotation, biological process: lactate catabolic process.
AUGUCCCAGUCCCGUGCAGUUCCCAUGGUGCCGUUCUUGUCCCGUUGCAACAUGGCCCUGCUGCGGAGGGUGCUGGCGCUGGCAGCAGCCCUGGGGCGCCGCAGCUGCUGCUCCAAGCCCUCGCUGCCCCCUGACUUCGUGGAGGCCCUGAGGGCCGUGGUCGGGGCCCCCAAUGUCUCCACGGCCACAGCGGUGCGGGAGCAGCACGGCCACGAUGAGUCCAUGCACCCGUGUGCCCCCCCGGACGUGGUGGUGUGGCCCCAGGCGGUGGAGCAGGUGCAGGAGCUGGCAGCCCUGUGUCACCGCAGCCGUGUGCCCAUGGUGCCCUUCGGCACCGGGACCGGCCUGGAAGGAGGCGUCAAUGCCGUGCAGGGCGGCGUCUGCUUUGACCUGAGCCGCAUGGACGCCAUCGCAGAGCUGAGCCUCGAGGACUUCUCGGUGGCGGUGGAGCCCGGUGUCACCCACAAGGCCCUCAAUAAGCACCUGCGUGGCACCGGGCUCUGGUUCCCUGUUGACCCUGGGGCGGAUGCCUCGCUGUGUGGCAUGGCUGCCACGGGUGCCUCGGGCACCAACGCCGUGCGCUACGGCGCCAUGCGCCCCAACGUGCUCAACCUGCGCGUGGUGCUGCCGGACGGGCGCCUGCUCCACACCGCCGGCCCUGGCCGCCAUCCCAGGAAGCGGGCGGCCGGCUACGACCUGACCUCACUCUUCGUGGGCUCUGAGGGCACCCUGGGCUUCCUGACCCAGGCCACGCUGCGCCUGCACCCGCUGCCCGAGGCCUCUGCUGUCACCAUCGCCUCCUUCCCCAGCGUGGGGGCGGCCGUGGCCUGCACCGUGCAGGUGCUGCAGGCUGCCGUGCCCGUGGCCCGCAUCGAGUUCCUGGAUGAGGUGAUGGCUGAUGCCUGCAGCCGCUUCAGUGAGAUGGGGCUGCCAGUGGCGGCCACGCUCCUCCUGGAGCUGCACGGCUCCCGGCAUAGCCUGGCUGAGCAGCAGCAGCAGACGGAGGAGAUUGUGCAACAGAACGGAGGCUCCAGCCUGGCCUGGGCGGAGGGGCAGGAGGAGCGGGAGCGGCUCUGGUCCAUGCGCCACAACGCCUGGUACGCUGCCCUGGCCCUGCGGCCCGGCUGCCAGGGCUACUCCACGGACGUCUGUGUGCCCAUCUCCCGCCUGCCUGAUGUGGUGGUGGAGACCAAGCAGGACCUGCAGGCCUCCAACAUCACUGGACCCAUGGUGGGACACGUGGGCGAUGGCAACUUCCACUGCAUCCUCGUCUUCAACUCCCAGGACCCGGAGGAGGCCCAGCGCAUCCACGCCUUCACCGAGCGCCUGGGCAGGCGGGCGCUGGCAGCAGGGGGCACCUGCACCGGGGAGCAUGGCGUGGGGCUGGGCAAGCGGGCACUGCUGCAGGAGGAGCUGGGCCCGGAGGGCCUGGACACGCUGCGCUCCAUCAAGGCUGCACUCGACCCCCACAACCUCAUGAACCCCGGCAAGGUGCUCUGAGGGGCAGCACCAGCACUGCGCUGGCACUGGGGAGCCUCAGCCCCUGGAGGCAAGGCCAGGGUGGCCAUGCUGCCCUGCAGUGCCACUGUAUGUGUCCCUACUAAUCACCCCAUCCCCACUUCUGGGGGUCAGGGAUCC